Molecule: messenger RNA, 886 nt
Organism: Episyrphus balteatus (marmalade hoverfly)
Lineage: Eukaryota; Metazoa; Arthropoda; Insecta; Diptera; Syrphidae
Product: alcohol dehydrogenase 1-like
Exons: 4
Coding region: 63-842 (259 amino acids)
Cellular component (GO): cytoplasm
Molecular function (GO): alcohol dehydrogenase (NAD+) activity
Source: RefSeq, a predicted model, not a curated record
AUACAAGAGGAUCAGUCUUAUUUGAAUCUUCUUUUUGUAAACUCAAUUAGUCUCUGAUAUCGAUGGAAAUCGCUAGAAAAAAUGUAGCUUACAUUGGCGGUAGUGGCGGAAUUGGUUCGGCUAUGUGUAAGCUUUUUGCCCGGAAGAAAGUCGCUAAUCUUGCAAUUCUGGAUUUGGUCGAAUGUGUCAAUCUAAUUGAAGAGAUCAAAGUUAUCAAUCCAUCAAUAAAUGUAUUUUAUUUAAAAAUCGAUCUUCGUUGCAAGGAAUCUAUUAAAACUUCCUUAGAUGAGGUAGUGUCUAAAAUUGGUCACAUCGACAUUUUCAUCAAUGGAAGUGGUCUGUUUAACGAAAAUGAUGUCGAACUUACUGUUGCAGUCAAUUUGUUGGGAGUUAUUGCCACCACAAUGGCAGCUAUGAAUCUAAUGGACGUUUUACAAGGACAUCAAGGUGGAUUGAUUGUAAAUAUUUCGUCUGUUGCUGGACUCAGUCCUCUCAGCACAACACCAGUUUAUGGUGCAUGUAAAUCAGGGGUUGUUUUAUUUACACGUUCAAUGGCAGAACAAUCUAAUUUGAAGAAAAAUGGUGUAUCAUUUUUAACAAUUUGUCCUGGACUUACAGAAACUCCAAUGCUAAAUCAAUUUACUGCAGAUAGCAACAGUUCAUUUGCAUAUAUUAUUGAGAACAUUUUCAGUCAAAUUAAGAAACAAACUCCUGAUGAAUGUGCUCAGAGUAUUAUGAAAGCAAUUGAAACAUUCAAUAAAAAUGGUGCUGUAUAUGUUUGUGAUGUUGGGGAAAUUGAGGAAAUCACUUUUCCAGAAUAUUGGGUCCCUCAAAGUUUGUAGACUAUUUUUAUUGUUCGAAUAAAUAUUUUCUUAAUAACACUACC